Messenger RNA from Notodromas monacha, 6179 nucleotides. The record is from the annotation of a GenBank genome assembly. Lineage: Eukaryota; Metazoa; Arthropoda; Ostracoda; Podocopida; Cyprididae.
AUGGCUUGCCUCGUCAACGGCGAACCUCCACCUUUAUCAUUUUCUUCUGGCGAGUCACGCGCCGACUCGGAUGGCCGGUCGUCAAUUUCACCGGGUGGUUGCGUCUGCCCGACCCCUAUGAACGCAUCUUCACCUGGGAAAAGUUGCGGUUAUGAGCUCUACAAAGCUGAAAUCCCGAAUCACACCGACUCACCUCCAAAAGUGAGCCGCUCGUGUCACGGGCCCCGUGUGCCCGUGUUCCCCCCGCUGGACCUCAAUGACAGAGGGUACAUGUGCAGUAUUAGCCUAACCCAAUCCAUUCGAAAAUGCGUUGCGCCUCCCUUGCCUGUAAACGGUUUGACAUUACUUGUUGCAUUGAUUGAACGCACUUGCCGACCGAUCAGCAACGCUUCCUGUUGGGAGCUGGUUGCUGCCGAAAGUCGAUCUUGCUCGAAACCCUCUCAUAAAAUGGCUUCAAGCGGGGAAGAAAUUUCGGACGAAGAGUACGACUGGGAUUACUACCGUGGAGAAGACGACCCUGAAGAGACUGAGGCGUCAAGCUCGGAUCCCGAACACUUCGCCUACGAAUGCCUCAAUGUGGAAGCCAUUGAACGUCUAUUCAACGAAAGCGUGGAUGCAGUUAGCAAUGCGUUCAACAUCAAGCCGUCGCUUGCCCGUCCACUUCUUCAUGGGUAUCAAUGGGAUUUGAAAGCUGUGCUUUCGGAAGGUGCUGAAAAUUUAGAUGGAGUGCUUGUGAAAACCCACGUGAAGCCGGUUACUUGUAACGAGCCAGGUGGUGCCCAACAAGUUGGUGGCUUCAUGCUGUGCCCCGUUUGCAUUUCGAAGAAUCCAAAAGAGUGUUUCGCCUCCCUUGCGUGUAAACAUAUGUUCUGCAAAGAUUGUUGGGCCACACAUUUCGAAACUCAAGUUCGUUGUGGAACCUCCACCGGAAUCUCUUGCAUGGCACAAAGUUGUGGAGUAUUGGCACCCGAGGACUUCGUUCUCCCGUUGCUUUCACUUGCCUCUCUCAGAGAGCAGUAUCAAUAUCUGGCCUUUUGUGAUCAUGUAAAGGCAUAUCCCCUCCUCCGAUUUUGUCCUGGUCCGAAGUGCAGCAAAAUUAUCAAGGUGCGUGAGGCCGAAGCCAAGCGAAUCAUUUGUGUAUCCUGCAAAACGUCGUUCUGCUUUCGUUGUUCUUGUGAUUAUCAUGCCCCAGCUUCUUGUGAAGUUAUCAAGAAGUGGCUGACGAAGUGUGCUGAUGACAGUGAAACUGCAAAUUACAUCAGUGCGUUGACCAAAGACUGUCCGAAAUGUAAUGUUUGCAUUGAGAAAAAUGGUGGCUGCAAUCACAUGCAAUGCUCAAAAUGCAAGCAUGACUUCUGUUGGAUGUGUCUUGGGCCAUGGAAGUCUCACGGCACAGAAUAUUAUGGUUGCUCAAGAUACAAUGAAAAUCCGAAUAUUGCCUGCGAAUCGGCGAGUGCCAAGGCUCGCGAAGCUUUGAAAAAAUACCUUUUCUAUUAUGAGAGAUGGGAAAAUCAUGCAAAAAGCCUGAAGUUGGAAGAAAACACGACAAAACGAAUAAAGCAGCGGAUUCAAGAAAAAGUCAUGGCGGGUCAGGGAACUUGGAUUGACUGGCAAUACUUGCUGGAGGCCACAAGUCUUCUCGCCAAGUGUCGGUACAGUCUGCAGUAUACAUAUGCAUACGCAUAUUACCUGGAGCCUGGACCGCUGAAGGAGUUGUUCGAAUAUCAGCAGUCCCAACUAGAAACGGAAAUUGAAAAUUUAUCAUGGAAAAUAGAAAGAGCUGAAAGCACGGAUCGUGGGGACAUUGAAAGUCAGAUGUGUGUUGCCGAAAAACGAAGAGCAACUCUAUUCAAAGACUUUUAUUGCGGAUGUGCCUCGCAAUCGCAAAUGCUGAAUGCAUCUCCGGCAACAUUGUGGAAGAAUGUAUUGGACGUUUCGCGUCUGGAAGCCUCGAAGGAUGCCCGGCUUGUUUGCGUGGGGGGUGAAGGAGUCCCAGCAAACCGCGUAGUACUUGCUGCACAGAGCCCUUAUUUUCGUCGCCUCUUGGAAUCACAAACCACGGAAACGUUGGCCGGUGUUGGUCGUGUUCUGUGGUUGCAUGAGCCUGACUUGCCAGCUGACGUGGUACGUCUAGUUGUUGAUCGGUUGCACGGAAAGCACAUUUCUUUGACUUCAAACAACCGAGAAAUUUUUGAAAACAUCCUGCGUAAAUGGGAGGUUUACGGAAAAGAGCAAGAAGUGAAUGGAUUCCCUGAACCGUCUCGAUCUCCUUCCCAGAAAAGUCAUCGUGCUUCUUUUAAAGCUCGAAUUUCGCGCUUGGGUGUUCAACCAACUCGUGCAUCAAUCACAAACACAUCAUCGUCUUUUUCGCCGAAUAAACACCAAUUACCACAAAAUAGACAGGAUAGAGCAAUCUUGAAUUCCAAAGUCCGGAAAUUUCGUGUGAACGAGAAGUCCAAUGGAGAAAAGGUUCGUAUUAUUCAGAAGACUCGUGGCUCAAAUAAGGGAGCAACGGAAAAGAAGAGGGAUGAUUCAUCUUCGAAGAAAUCAUCCCGCAUUCCUGUCCGUGAUUCAGAAAAUAAAAUCCAAGUUGCAGAAAAUACUCUUCCAGCUAAGGAACGAAGAGUGAAGAACGUUUUACAAGGCCAAGAAAUACUUGAAGUUCCUCAAAUAGAAGAAGAGUUGCCUUUUCGGCCAAUUCCGUAUACGAUCGAUUUGGUCAGAAAAAUGGUGCUGAAGCGUUCCAGCGCCUUUGAACUCAAGGUUAAUCUGGACGUUUGCCAAACAGACGUGUCUGAGAUGGAGUCUGACGAAACGUACGAGCAUCUUGAAGAGGAAGAUGACGUGAAACCUGUCCAGCCGACCCACGAGACUCGUAGGUUCCCAAUGCAUCCUGGGCAUAUUGAAGUGAAUGUUGAACGGAUUGAAGCAAAUAUCUGGAAAGGACGUCGCACUAUUGCGCCGUUUGCAUGGGCAUACAUUUGCGAAUACUGCGGUCACGUGACUAAGGGAGUUCGUGCAAAUGAUCUCGCGGAACUCCGCAUUCAUGUGAUUGGUCAUGAGCGACCACCAGAUGUUAAUGGGGUGCGACAAAGGUCAGAUUUAUUGUCCCUUUUAGAAUACUUCAAUUAUGAUGUCAGUGCUGGCGAAUGUAUCUUGCCUGUGGAUAUUAAUAAUAUGACGAUUUCUUCUGUUGCCGGUGGGAGUUCAAUGGACGUGAACGAAGUUGACAGUGGAGAUGAAGAUGUCUAUGAUGAGCUUAUGUCUCGUGCACUGUGGGUGGAUCCUGAUGCCAUUGAUAAGAUCAAUGAAAUAGACAUGGACUUACAAUUUCCAACUUCAGCUGAAGAAUACUUGGCAUUUGUAAGAAGAGAAGCGCGAGCCUUGCCGCAAGUAUUCCGAGCCGAACCUCCAGAAACCAAAUGCCGCGGAAAGGAUUGGAAACCAGCCAUGUUUGAUUUCCCGUUCGUGACGUUGAUUCCUGCUCCAGAGGGUUUUGAAGCGGAUGAAGCCUGGGACAGCGAAAGAAUCCAUCAAUUUUCCAAGUUGAGGGAAGCCGUGGAUAUGUUUCGUCAGUCCUACGCGAACAAUUCUUCACUGCGGAAUUCAAUGAUCAAACUGAGGAGGAUAAAAUCAAAGGAAUGGAUGUCACGAGCUUUUCCAGACGCAAGUAGUGUGUCUGAGGACGCUGAAGAUGUUUCAACGGACAGUGAAGCCGAUGAACGUGGGAGGAUAAACGCAAUGCCUCUUACUCCCAUGUGUACGGUUUUUUGGCCAAAGCCUGAUCGUUCUUGCGGGGCCGGAAUCCUAACCCACCUCGAUAAAGACUCAAUGGAAGGUAAUCGUUGUUUGGAUGAAAGCGAGACGCGGAUUGGAACAGAGCCGUUGGUAUCCAUCAUAGCUUCCAUACCGCAGGUGAGAGUCCGGGAAUUGCUGGAUUUGCAUGUGGAGCGGAUGCGCGACAUCGGUUUCUCACAUUUCCAAGGAAGUUGGUUGUUCGCCUUAUUGUGUGCCAUCAAAAAACCGCUUUUGGCCGAGACGACAUCGACACUGCGAGAACUUGCUAAGCUCUGCUCGAUUUAUAGAGCGAGGCUGGUCGGCGGCUUAACUCCCUGUGCGCGUGGUUCCGGUGCGGGUUGUAUUUAUUCGAGGUGUGACACGAUGUUUCUCGUUCGGCGUUCUGCUUCCCUUGCGCAUCAGUUGCCUCGUAGCGCUCGAAAGAUAAACAAGAACGCUAUUGCUGCCCUGGUCUUGAACGGAUCAGCGAAACAUGCUGAGCUAAGGGAAAGAAAUUUCGCGACGGGAAAUGUCGCCAAGGCAGCCGAAGUUUCUUCUAUUUUAGAAGACAGGAUUCUUGGAGCUUCUACAAAGAUCGAUUUAGAAGAAACUGGACGUGUUCUGAGCAUCGGUGACGGUAUUGCCCGCGUCUAUGGUUUAAAGAAUAUUCAGGCCGAAGAAAUGGUUGAAUUCUCAUCCGGACUGAAGGGAAUGGCGUUGAACUUGGAACCUGACAAUGUGGGUGUCGUCGUAUUUGGUAACGAUAAGCUUAUUAAGGAGGGUGAUAUCGUCAAAAGAACCGGUGCUAUCGUUGAUGUACCCGUUGGUGACGACCUGCUUGGUCGUGUUGUCGACGCUUUGGGAAAUGCCAUCGAUGGAAAAGGACCAGUCAAGUCGCAGUCGAGGUCUCGUGUUGGAGUCAAAGCCCCAGGCAUCAUUCCACGCAUCAGUGUGCGGGAACCCAUGCAAAGUGGCAUCAAAGCCGUAGAUUCUCUUGUACCGAUUGGACGUGGUCAGCGAGAACUGAUCAUUGGUGAUCGGCAGACGGGCAAAACCGCUAUCGCCAUCGAUACAAUCAUCAACCAGAAGCGAUUCAAUGACGGUGCUGAUGAAAAGAAGAAAUUGUACUGUAUUUAUGUCGCUAUUGGCCAGAAGCGAUCGACCGUUGCCCAGAUCGUUAAGCGAUUGACUGAUUCUGAUGCGAUGCGAUAUACAAUCGUUGUGUCAGCAACUGCCUCAGAUGCAGCCCCGCUGCAAUAUCUUGCACCGUACACCGGGUGUGCUCUGGGUGAACACUUCCGUGAUAAUGGCAAGCACGCCCUGAUCAUCUUCGACGACUUGUCUAAACAGGCGGUCGCUUACCGUCAGAUGUCCCUGCUGUUGCGGCGACCUCCAGGUCGUGAAGCUUAUCCUGGUGAUGUAUUCUACUUGCACUCUCGUCUCCUCGAACGAGCUGCAAAGAUGAAUGAGACUCAUGGAGGCGGGUCACUUACUGCCUUGCCUGUCAUUGAAACCCAGGCCGGCGACGUGUCAGCGUACAUCCCCACAAACGUGAUUUCCAUCACAGACGGGCAGAUUUUCCUGGAAACAGAAUUAUUCUACAAGGGCAUCCGACCAGCUAUCAAUGUCGGUCUUUCUGUGUCGCGUGUCGGUUCUGCUGCCCAAACAAAGGCUAUGAAGCAGGUUGCCGGAAGUAUGAAGCUCGAGUUGGCCCAGUACCGUGAAGUGGCAGCUUUUGCGCAGUUCGGUUCCGACUUGGAUGCCGCCACACAGCAACUGUUGAACCGCGGCGUUCGACUCACUGAACUUUUGAAGCAAGGGCAAUAUGGCGUUCUUGAGUUGCCUUUGUGUACUCUAGUUAGUCUAGUAGACCAUUUUUAUCGUCUUUUCGUGGAAAUGAUUGUCACUGCAAUUGUUCCCAUGGCGAUUGAAGAGCAGGUAGCGAUUAUUUAUUGUGGUGUGCGAGGUUUCUUGGACAAAGUUGAUCCAGCCAAAAUCACUGCAUUCGAGAAAGACUUCAAAGCUCACAUCCUAUCUUCCCAUAAGGAUAUCUUGGAGACAAUCGCAAAAGAUGGUCAGCUUACGCCUGAGACUGACGGGAAGUUGAAAAAAGUGGUCUCUGACUUCGUUUCCGGCUGGUCGGGUUAAGUCGUGCAAUGUUCAGAUGAAAAUUUCGGAAACAAUCCAGACGUGUUUGUUUUCGGCGGUGCGAAAAGGUGUUAGUUAUUCGAAUUCCCGUGUCACAGCUCGGCGGUGAUUGAACGAUUCAAGCGUUCUGUCUCCGUAAAAGUGGUUCGUUAGAAUUCUUGUUCAACGCUUUGUUCUUUUUAUUUCAUUGUGUGUCCAGUCACAUUUUUUAAACGUCCGGAAGUUCGAGUAAAAACCACGAAUUUCUUGACUGA